Messenger RNA from Antrostomus carolinensis (chuck-will's-widow), 891 nucleotides. Its product is annotated as cathepsin L1-like. Gene Ontology annotation, biological process: proteolysis. The record is from RefSeq and is a predicted model, not a curated record. Gene Ontology annotation, molecular function: cysteine-type peptidase activity. The transcript has 6 exons. Lineage: Eukaryota; Metazoa; Chordata; Aves; Caprimulgiformes; Caprimulgidae. The coding region runs from base 1 to 891 and encodes 296 amino acids.
AUGGCUGUGCUGCUGUGGCUGUUGCUGGCCCUGCUGGGCUGCACCACAGCUCCGGAUCCUGCCCUGGAAGAGACCUGGGAAGGGUGGAAGAUCCUCCAUGCCAAGGAGUACCCAGGGGAGGCUGAGGCCAUCCGCAGGGAGGUCUGGGAGAAGAACCUGCAGCGCAUCCAGCAGCACAACCAGGAAGAAUCCCAGGGACAUCACACCUUCCGCCUGGCCAUGAACCACUACGGGGACCUGACAGACGAGGAGUUUAACCAGCUCCUGAAUGGCUUCACCCCAGCGUGGCAGGAGGAACCAGCACCGCUAUUCCAGGCGUCAGUGGCCCUGAAGACCCCUGUUGAGGUGGACUGGAGGGCAAAGGGCUACGUGACACCUGUGAAGAACCAGGGGCACUGCGGGUCGUGCUGGGCGUUCAGUGCCACAGGGGCUUUGGAGGGGCUCGUCUUCAACCGGACGGGGAAGCUGGUGGUGCUGAGCGAGCAGAACCUCAUCGACUGCUCCCGAAAGCUGGGCAACAACGGCUGCCACGGCGGCUACAUGACCCGAGCCUUCCAGUACGUGCGUGACAACGGCGGCUUGAACUCGGAGCACGUCUACCCCUACGUGGCCACGGUAAGGGACGAAGAAGAGAUCAAGGCUGGCCCCUGGCUCACCCCAGCUCUGCUCUUCCCAGGCAUCUUCAGCAGCAUGUUCUGCAGCCAGCAGGUGAACCACGGGAUGUUGGCCGUGGGCUACGGCACGAGCCAGGAGCACGGACACAACGUGAGCUACUGGAUCUUAAAGAACAGCUGGUCGGAGCUGUGGGGUGAGCAGGGCUACAUCCGCCUGCUGAAGGGCGCUGACAAUCAGUGUGGGGUGGCCAACCAGGCCAGCUUCCCCGUGCUGUGA